Molecule: messenger RNA, 1230 nt
Organism: Cyprinodon variegatus (sheepshead minnow)
Lineage: Eukaryota; Metazoa; Chordata; Actinopteri; Cyprinodontiformes; Cyprinodontidae
Product: pleckstrin homology domain-containing family F member 1-like
Exons: 2
Coding region: 1-714 (237 amino acids)
Molecular function (GO): metal ion binding; phosphatidylinositol binding
Source: RefSeq, a predicted model, not a curated record
AUGGACAAGCUGUCUACUGAAACCCAGAACCGCAAGCGGAUCAAGGAAGUGGAGAAUGCUUUCAGGCCACCGGGAGAGCCGCUUUCCAAACCAAAUCGGAUCCUGGUGGGAGAGGGAACCUUGAUGAAGCAGGGUCGGAAGAAGUGGGAGCAGAAAGCAUUCUUCCUCUUCAACGAUAUCCUCGUGUACGGCAGCGUCAUCAUGAACAACCGCUGGUACAAGAACCAGAAGACCAUCCCUUUAAAGGACAUCAGGCUGGAGGACAUGGAAGAUGGUGAAGAAUUUAAAAACCUGUGGUUAAUCUGCACGCCUCGCAAGUCUUUCUACAUCUCUGCCCCCACCUGCGAGGAGAAGAAAGCCUGGAUGAUGCACAUCGAGCUUUGCCAGAGUUCCCUGCUGCAGGAGCAAGUCCCCGAACAAAACCUUACCUUUGCCAAAUGCUGGAUUCCUGACCAUGCUGCUCAGAAAUGCAUGCGCUGCUUCGUCACAUUCACCCCAAUCAUUCGCCGACACCACUGCAGGAAGUGUGGCUUUGUGGUGUGCAACAAGUGCUCCAAGGACAGAGCCCGAAUCAACCACAUUGACCCCAAGAAACUGCUGCGUGUCUGCAAGAUCUGUAGCAAAACAUGUAAGGAAAAUGAGAUUUCCAGGGCAAGAUUUGACAGUGAUGGCUUGUGGGGUGAUGCAGAAGACUUAUCCAGCGAAGAUGAGUAAUCUCAGACCAAUUCUCACAUAAUAAACACACUGUAGGUUUAAACUGAAGUUGCGUAACAUAAACCUUAUAUCCUGUUUCCACUGUUUGGAGAAAAUGUAGCCAUAAAAGAGCAAGUAAUGUGAGAUAUCACAGAGAGCAUCAGGAAUCUCUCUUAGCAGAACAAUGUGUGAACUGAAAUAGUUCAGCUGUACCUAUCAGGGAGAGGAUGAACACCUGUCAGCCAUUAUCUUUGUGCUGAUAAGACCUGCCAAGACAGAGGAAGAGCAUCAUAACUACUGUACAAAGACUGUUGGGCUUUUGACCUGUAAAUAGAUAAAACUGUACCUGCUGAUAAAAGACUUAAAGCCUUAAAAGUCACAAAGUAUUUGAAAAUUAUGCAUUUUAUCGAAACCUAUGAUUGUAAAUACAAUGUAGCAUUUUCUUUGUAUAUUAAGCCAAAAGUAACCAUAUUGAGAUGUGUUUUUUUAUAAUUUAUUUGAUCCACUUUUUGUAAAACUUCUGCUGCAACUUUAUUA